CCGGUCCGCUCGCUCCUGCCUCAGCCACCCCACCCGGGAGCCCUUUGCUGACAACAGCCCGGCCCACGGUGGUCUGUCUCUCUCCCGCUGCGUGGCCCCCGCCCUGUCCCUUCUCUGUGAAGCCGCCUAUCGCAGUCUGGCAGGCGCGUCGGAUGCGGUUUCCCCCGGGAACUGCAGUCCAAGGAGGACCCCUGGUGUCUUUGGAACUUUCCGGUGUCCCCGGUGCCAGCACACGGAGCAGCCGGUCGAGCGUGGGCGCGCCUGCAGGAGCCGGGGGCGCGGGGUUGGCUCUCGCCAGGGAGCGCUCCUUGGAAGAGGAGCGUGGACCGUAUAAAGGGGGCCUUGCUGACAAGAGGCAUCCCCUGCGUCGCGGGGGCUUAUAAAUCGCGCCCUGUUUCAUAAGGGGUAAACUGAGGCCCGGCGGAGAUGAAUGAUGACUUGACCAGGGUCACUAGGAGGAAGGAGCGGGAAGGAUAAAAGAUUGCUGGGACAGCCAGGAACCACCUGCGCUCUCGAAGUGCAGCAAUGCCAGUAUCUUCCGACGGAUAAACGCCAUACUGGAUAAUUCUCUGGAUUUCAGCGGAGUCUGCAGCACACCCGUAAAUCGAGGAAUUCAUGAUCAUUUGCCAGCAGACUUCCCGGACUCUGAAGAAACAGUUCCAAGCAGGAUGCUUUUCCCCACCUCUGCGCAAGAUUCUCCCCGUGGCCUCCCAGAUGCAAAUGACUUGUGCCUUGGCCUGCAGUCCCUCAGUCUCACAGGCUGGGACCGACCCUGGAGCACCCAGGACUCAGAUGCCUCAGCCCAGAGCAGCACACACUCAGUGCUGAGCAUGCUGCACAACCCAUUGGGCAGUGUCCUGGGGAAGCCCCCCUUGAGCUUCCUGCCUCUGGACCCACUUGGAUCUGACUUGGUGGACAAGUUCCCAGCACCUUCAGUGAGAGGACCCCGCCUGGACACGCGGCCCAUCCUGGACUCCCGUUCUAGCAGCCCCUCUGACUCAGACACCAGUGGCUUCAGCUCUGGAUCAGAUCAUCUCUCAGAUUUGAUUUCAAGCCUUCGCAUUUCCCCCCCUCUGCCCUUCCUGUCUCUGACAGGGGGUGGGCCCAGAGAUUCUUUAAAGAUGGGGGUUGGGUCCCGGAUGGACCAAGAGCAAGUCGCUCUCGCUGCUGCAGUCACUCCCUCCCUAACCAGUGCAUCAAAGAGAUGGCCAGGAGCUUCUGUGUGGCCAUCCUGGGACCUCUUGGAAGCUCCCAAAGACCCCUUCAGCAUAGAGAGAGAGGCCAGGCUGCACAGGCAAGCUGCAGCUGUGAAUGAAGCCACUUGUACCUGGAGUGGCCAGCUUCCUCCCCGGAACUACAAGAACCCUGUCUACUCUUGCAAGGUGUUCCUCGGAGGCGUCCCUUGGGAUAUUACGGAAGCUGGCUUGGUUAACACCUUCCGUGUUUUUGGCUCUUUGAGUGUGGAGUGGCCUGGUAAGGAUGGCAAGCACCCUCGGUGUCCUCCCAAAGGUAAUAUGCCUAAAGGGUACGUGUAUCUGGUCUUCGAACUCGAGAAGUCUGUCCGGGCCUUGCUGCAGGCGUGCUCUCAUGACCCUCUGAGCCCCGACGGCCUGAGUGAAUACUAUUUCAAGAUGUCUAGCCGAAGGUUGCGCUGCAAGGAGCCCACACUUCUGUCCCGAACAUCUCGUCUUAGAAAUGAAAUUGAAAACAGCAACUUCCGAUCUGUGGUGCAAGUGAUCCCCUGGGUCUUGGCUGACAGCAACUUUGUCUGGAGCCCAUUUCAGAGGUUCGACCCCAGCAGGACGGUGUUUGUGGGUGCUCUGCAUGGGAUGCUCAAUGCCGAGGCCCUGGCAGCCAUUCUGAACGACCUGUUUGGUGGAGUGGUGUACGCCGGCAUUGACACAGAUAAGCACAAGUAUCCCAUUGGGUCUGGUCGUGUGACUUUCAAUAACCAGCGUAGUUACCUGAAAGCAGUCAGUGCUGCUUUUGUGGAGAUCAAAACCACCAAGUUCACCAAGAAGGUUCAGAUCGACCCAUACCUGGAAGAUUCUCUAUGUCAUAUCUGCAGUUCUCAGCCUGGUCCUUUCUUCUGUCGAGAUCAGGUGUGCUUCAAGUAUUUCUGCCGGAGCUGCUGGCACUGGCAGCACAGCUCAGAGGGCCUGCGCCACCACAGCCCCCUGAUGCGGAACCAGAAGAACCGAGAUUCCAGCUAAAGGAGCCGGCCUCGCCCGCAGGCCUGUGGUGCCCAAGGCUGGCAGGUCAGGCAGCAGCCUGUACCACGAGGCCACUGGCGACCAGGGAGCUAGCUUCCCAGGACAAGGGAAAAUCAUAGUCACCUUUGCACUUGCUGAAUCUGUCUUUGUUUCUGCACUAAUUAAUGCACAAUGAGUUUUGUCGGGUUUUGUUUUCAGGGGGGUGUGCCAGGGCAAGGACCCUCUGGCUUAUACUCCCAGUGACUCUGUAGUUUUCCCAGAUUUUAGUUCCUCAUUUUGCAGAUAAAAAGCAAAAAAGAGCUACGUGUCCAGAAGGUAUUGACACGAUGCCUACAUCUAGGUUUAUUUAUUAAAAGCGCUUUUUUUUACAUUCCUUGCAAUACUGAUGGUGAUGAUGCACAGGUCUCAUUGGUUUUUCUUGCAGUUGCCAUACAGUGCCUUUCCAUUUAUUUAACCCCCACCUGAACGGCAUAAACUGAGUGUUCAGCUGGUGUUUUUUACUGUAAACAACAAGGAGACUUUGCUCUUCAUUUAAACCAAAACCAUAUUUCAUAUUUUACGCUCGAGGGUUUUUACCGGUUCCUUUUUACACUCCUUAAAACAGUUUAUAAGUCGUUUGGAAGAGGUUUUUUUUUUUUUGGUUUUGUUUUUUUUCCUUUCCUGGCAGCUUUUAACAUUAUAGCAAAUUUGUGUCUGGGGGACUGCCGGUCACUGUUUGUUUUUUACAGUUGCGAACAAGGCAUUUGCAACUAAGAACAAAACUUUUUUGAUUUGAAACAGGACCAGGUAAACGGUGUUUGAGCGCUGCUGUAUAUAGUUCUAAAUGGUUUAUUGCACCGUCUUAAGUUGCACUUAUUUGGUGGGGGAGGGUUGAUAGACGUUUUUAAUCACAAAGUCACAGGACUUUUUUUGUUUUGUAACUGAGCUAAAAAAGGGCUGCUUUUGGUGGGGGCAGAUGAAGGCUCACAGGAGCCCUUUCUCUUAGAGGGGACAAGUACCCUUCCCUUACUCCUUUCAUUUGAGAAAUGUGUGAAGCAACAGUUGCAGUUGACAGAAAUGCUACUGGAAUUUGAAAACUUGACUUUUUCUUUUUUCCUUUUUCUUUUUUCUUUCUUUUUUUUUAAAAAAAAACAAAACAAAAAACACCUACUUGCCCCUCUUUGGGAAGCUGUGUGCCAAAGAAUCAGUGUCAUAACCCACCCCCUCCUGCUGAGCUGACGUUGCACUGUUGCAUAUCCCAGCUACUCUGUGGGUUUUGUGAAGCUGUGUGUGAAGUCUCUACCUCAUUGUAGUAUAUGCAGGCAAGGCUGCAGUCUCCUACAGAUGUGUGGAGUAAGCUGUGGUGUAGUUUUUUUGGCACAUAAUAAACACGUUGCAGCAGA
This is a messenger RNA of Pteropus alecto (black flying fox), 3595 nucleotides long. RefSeq names its product cytoplasmic polyadenylation element binding protein 1 (gene CPEB1). NCBI's taxonomy places the organism in Eukaryota, Metazoa, Chordata, Mammalia, Chiroptera, Pteropodidae. Gene Ontology annotation, cellular component: cytoplasm; nucleus; synapse. The transcript has 13 exons. The coding region runs from base 669 to 2213 and encodes 514 amino acids. Gene Ontology annotation, molecular function: translation factor activity, RNA binding; mRNA 3'-UTR binding; ribosome binding. Gene Ontology annotation, biological process: negative regulation of cytoplasmic translation. The record is from RefSeq and is a predicted model, not a curated record.